Schistosoma turkestanicum is the source of this 2175-nucleotide messenger RNA. Lineage: Eukaryota; Metazoa; Platyhelminthes; Trematoda; Strigeidida; Schistosomatidae. The record is from the annotation of a GenBank genome assembly.
AAACUCACAACCAACUGCCAACUGACUAGAAUUAGACAGUCGAGUGGCUAGACCUCCAUCCACUGGACAUUGCCGAACACCUGGAACCUGGAACCGAAAGAACAAGAAUCGAGCGCGAAGAAAUCAAAUUGGCUUACACUAGCUCGUGAAAAAGAUAUUGGAUAUUGGAUAUUGCACUGCGUCUCUCAACUUUCAAGGUUGAGUUGGUUACUGGAAACGGUAUUUCGUCUUGUAUUGGCGCCAAUGAAGUUGACAGAUUCUACCAUCCGGACAUUUAAACCUGUGAAAUAUUUUAAGGAAAACUCUGACCGUAUUAACUCUCUAAGUUAUUCCAGCAAUGGUGAGACGCUUAUUUCUAGCAGUGAUGAUGAUCAGAUGGUGACCUACGAUUGUUCUAGUGGAACACCUAAACGUACACUUAACAGCAAAAAAUAUGGGGUAAACUUGAUACAGUUCACCCACAGUCCAACUACUGCAAUUCACGCUUCAACAAAAAUUGAUGAUACAAUACGUUACCUUUCAUUACACGACAAUAAGUACAUCAGGUACUUCCAAAGCCAUACUAAAAGGGUUGUCUCUUUGUGUAUGUCGCCUAUUGACGACACCUUCCUGUCUGGUUCAAUGGACAGUACAAUUCGUUUGUGGGAUUUAAGGUCACCCAACUGCCAUGGUGUAAUGCAUGUUUCUGGUCGACCAACAGCAGCUUUUGAUCCAGAAGGAUUGAUAUUUGCAGCUGGGAUUAAUUCCGAAUCCGUGAAACUUUAUGACCUACGAUCAUUUGAUAAAGGACCUUUUGCUACAUUCAAAUUGGGUUUAGAGACAAGUGGAUGCAUUUGGACAGGUUUGCAAUUUUCUUCUGACGGAAAGGCUCUCUUGAUAACAACCAAUGGAACUCAUAUUCGUCUGGUUGACGCAUUUAAGGGAUCCCACUUGCACACAUUAACCGUCAUACCCAAUACUGAUAGACAAACUUUACAUGCCAGUUUUACACCAGACAGUCAGUUUGUUUUAAUUGGUUCUCCGGAUGGAAUUGUACAUAUUUGGUCUGUUGAAACUGGAGUACGUGUGGCAAGCCUACCAGGUUACGAAGCUGCUACUCAGUUGCCAAACGCAGCUAUUCAUAGUCUGGCCUUUAAUCCCCGGUUCGCAAUGUUAGCUACAGGAUCAAACCAAACAUCGUUCUGGCUUCCAACUCUUGAAGAGUAGAAAUGAGUUGUGUAUUUCUACUCCGCACCUAUGAUGUCAAAAUUUCUCAUUUUUUUUUCACUGUUGUAAAUAUUUUACUCUUUACUAGCAAAAUUGACAUUAUAAAUUUUCAAUCCAUGUGGCAUUAUUAGCGAUGCUUAAUGCUGAACCAUCGAAUAAUGUGCGAUAAAAUGAUAUGAUAAAAUGAAACGAGCUCAAGCCGUGUAAGAAGUUUGAUCUGAAGAUUGGAAAAAAUUAUUAUCAUACGUCAAGUUAUUUCGCAAAUACAAUCAAUACUACGCUAUUGUUAGAAAAUUAUUAAUUUUUAGUUGUAACAUUGAGAGUUCUAAGUUAGAGUUGACCAUUUUUGUAGGCGAAUCUGACUUUAAUACUUUGGUAUCCUAUAUAACUUAAUUAACUUACUACUAGAACACCUUGAUGUUACAAUGAUUGUCAAUGAUGAAAAAAUUAUAAGUCAUAAUAUGUGUUAGGGAAAGUAUUACUUUACACAUAUUAUACCAGCACAUUGGAUGUAUAAAGUCUAAAAUGUGAAGAAAUUAUGUGUUACAUGAACUGACAAGAAGGAAUGAUAAUACACUUGUAUAUGUAUCCCGAAUAUAGUCUAUGUGCUUAAGCCAAGAAGACGGACCUGUAAACAGCCACACAUAUGGAAGUGCACGUGGAUAAAAGUUCAUAACUGGUCAUUUGAAGAAAUAUGGAAUAACUCACACAAUAAUGGCACGAUUAAUUGCUAAAUUAUUGUCUGGCUCGGUGCAUUCAUACUACCUGGUUGUUGUCGCGCAGUUAUUGUAACCAAUGGCCUGAGACGUUGAGUGGCAUGCCUCAAAGUCGAUGACAGUGAAGCAGAUGUAUUUUCUGUCUGCCCUUAGAACCUAAGUCACAAAAUCGACAAACAUUUUUUAUUGUACAAUGUCAUUCUUUAUCAUGGAAUUUGAUUUUUUUUCUACUGCUACUGUUACUUAUUGAUUC